Halichondria panicea is the source of this 2790-nucleotide messenger RNA. Its product is annotated as ATP-binding cassette sub-family F member 3-like. NCBI's taxonomy places the organism in Eukaryota, Metazoa, Porifera, Demospongiae, Suberitida, Halichondriidae. The transcript is spliced from 14 exons. The record is from RefSeq and is a predicted model, not a curated record. Bases 638 to 1027 code for a protein of 129 amino acids.
GUACUGCACUGGAUAUCAAGAUGAAGGCAGCCUUGAUAGCAGCCAUGUCAUGGUCCUCACACUCGUCUGCUCCCUUCAUGAAGCCAGCUCUCUGGGGAAGCUGAACUUACCGGUGAUUUUACUUCCCUAUGUCCCCUCCAGCACUGCACUGGAGUCAAGGUCAACUCUUCACUCUGAGCUCCCCUCAAGGUUGCUUCUCUUGGUGUUGGCAAGUCCACCCUCCUCUGCUCUAUGGCGUGUCGUGAGCUGCGUCUACCAGCUGGUGUGAGUGUACUACACGUGGAGCAAGAGGUCACUGGGGACAACACACUAGCACUGGAUAGUGUACUCGAGUGUGACACUGAGAGAGUGCAGCUGCUCGCUAGAGAGGGGGAGCUACUGCAUGGCCUCAGGGGACAAGAACACAGCAGCAGGCAGCGCUUCUGAUGAGCUGGCUGAGGUAUACCUUCCACUACAGGAGAUAGACGCUGACAAAGCACCAGCAAGAGCUGGCUGUAUUCUGGCUGGUCUGGGGUUCACUCCACAGAAGAAUGAGAUUUUAUCUGGCCAGGACACUGUUUGCAAGAUGUGGGAACACGAAACCAUCGUCGGUUGUGUGCAGUGUAUUAUAGUCGUACCCCCGGGUUUGAAGUGAUCCAUGGACUACUGGACCGUGUCAUGUAGCUGCUGGAGGUGUCCUUCACCAAAGAUGGCAGUGGAUACUUCCUCAAGGCAGCUGAAGACUCUACCUAUUUCCCGGGCCGUUGUGCAGAGGUGUGUACGUGGGAAGGUGAUCGGGAAACUGGGAGGUGUGUCUGGUGCAGCUGUUCUCACGGCUUCCUCCAACCAGUACCUGUCCUCCGUACUCUCCAGGGAGAACCUAUCUCCUCAGUUGCUUAGAGGCUUUGUUGAUGAUGUCACCAUUUUCUUAGCCACCCUCCAGACAUGUUACACACUCCAUCAGCCUCUAAACCAAGUGCUGGAAUACACGUCGUCCCUCCUCAUCACCUUGAUUUCUCCAUCGCCCCCGGCAACAACUGGAUGUUGAAGGUGGGUAGAGACUAGUCUCGCAAGCAGACUUGUCCUAGAGUUCCUUCACAGCCAGGAAAAUAUACGAGGUGUUACCCGCCCACUAUGACGUGGAUAAAUCUGAUUGGCACUGCCAACAUUCUGGCAGGGGUCCACGGAAUUGCUGCAAUAGUGACCAGACGUUCCCUCCCUUCCACGUCUGCUCGCGAGACUAGGUAGAGACUACGCCAUCACUGUGAAUGUGUUUGACAAAAUGAACCACAAGAUUAUCAUCACUGAGAACCUCUUGUGCCUGCCGAGCCUGUUUCCAUGACGAUACGACCAGUGAUUGGUCAUAUGCCAGCCUGCCCUCUAUUAACUCAGACCAACAAUCACAAUAUUCAGUUCCUGUGUGUCCUUUGAACCAAAAUUGAAAUAACACUGUAUGGGGCCAGGGCGUUUGACAACUUCACAUCACUGCAUGGACGUGGUGAUCGUCCAAUCAGAAUGCUCUACCUACCCCCCAGACCUCCUCACUACAACACAAGGACUCAGAUACUCCCUGAGUGUCAAUUUCUUUCUUUCUCUCCUCCUUCGCAAUCCACCAGAACUGACGUCUAAUGAAAUACUGUUCUUCAAUCACCCUCUAAACAAGGGCGCCCUCACUAUAACCCACGGCUCUGAUCAUUCCUGAUAAUGUCAUUGAGUUACUUGACUGUUUGCAGCACCCAGACACUGGUGAGGUUCAUGACCUCCCGACCCUCAUAACCAAGCACCAGGUGGUGGAGAUCAACGACCCAGUGCAAGUGACCCCCAAACACCUCGUCAUUCUCUGGGACCCCCAAACAGAGUUCAAAUACCAGCACCAAUUGAAUGUGAGUGUGCUAGCUAGCUUGUUGAGAGCUAAACCUGUGUAGGGUACCAGCUACAUAGGCUUGUACAUGGCUUGUAAUAAUAAUUACCGUAUAGCGAGUAAUUUACGUGAGGUAGAAAUGUUCGUAUUUUUCGUAUUGUAGAGCAUCAUACAAAAAUGAAAACUGCUCUACCGCUAGGUUAAACGUCACUAUCCUGAGCUGUACCAAUAUUUAGAAUACAAAGUGCACGUAAGAACAGUUCAUACGAACAUUUGCAUCAAAGAAAAGUGUAGUAGACAGUUGUAUAAUUCAGAUUGUAAUACAUUUUUUAUAUCAGGUGACUGAAUGGUCUUGUGAGGUGGAGGGGAUUGCUCACCACUAGGACCAAGGGGAAGUCCCUAGUGGUAGCCAUGGAUACCAAAAACACGGCUCACUUUGAUAAACAGAGCCACGGGGCAGACACUGCGUUGUGACGUAUUUGUAGCCUCAAUUGAGCAUAUUGAGAUCACAACUCGUACGAAGGAGCUGCUGUUGGGGGAGGAGCCCGAGCGUUUCAGUGUGCAGGCUUUUUACGAGGAAGUCUCGUGCAUGGACAAAGAUGAUGUGUACAGUUUUAGAGUGCUUGCUUGUGAAGUGGUGAAUGCCAGAUUUCCUGAAGCUGCUGUAUUUCUUGGUCUGCUAUCGAGUAUGGAAGGUGUAUGGUGGGAGCUCCACCCACUCAUCACCUCCUGUGUCUCUCACUCCCCUCAGGACAGACCCUCCAUGGACACUGUGCUACACCACAUCAAACAAUUGGACUCUGUGACAUUUAGUGUCGUGUGCAUAUAUGUGUGAGUGUUUAUCCCCCCCCCCCAAUCAUUACUAUAAUGUUCGUUAUUAUUUGUGUGAAUUAGUUUGAAUGAUGUUUUUGUAUAAUGCUUAGUUAUUUUGAUGUACAUUUAUAGUUGAA